CCCCCAGGUGGGCGAGCGUCGCACCAAGCUGUCCUCCUUGGUGCGCUUCCCGCUGACGGCGCUCGACAUGACGCCGCACGUGGUGCGCCGCUCGCAGAGCACGUGGACGCUGCUCUCUCACUGGUCGCCGUGGAGACGACCCCGCGGACUGGGGGCCGACCCCGACGACCUCCGCUACGACCUCUACGCCGUGUGCAAUCACAACGGCCGCCUGCUGCAGUCGGGCCACUACACGGCCUUCUGCAAGAACUCUCUGGAUGGCCAGUGGUACUGCUUUGACGACAGCGCGGUGGAGGCGGUGGAGGAGGAGCGGGUGUGCACGCGAGCCGCCUACAUCCUCUUCUACCAGAGACGCAGCGCCAUCCCGGCCUGGUCGGCCAGCAGCUCCCACGCCGGCUCCACGUGCUCCUCCCUGUCGGAGCACUGGGUGAACCGCCUGCCCGGCCUGGAGCGCAGGCCCAGCCUCGCGUCGAAGGCCUCGACCAGCGGGACAUCUCCCGCGUCGCCGCACGACUCGCCCUCCACCUCGCACGACCCGCUGCCCACCACGGACGAAGAUGGCGCCAGCCCCUUCAUCGGCGGCUUCUCGUCGCGCCCGUUUGCCCGCGGGGUCCAGUCCACGGCUCCGUCGUCGCCCUUCUCCGCCAACGGGCGGCGUCCCCACACCAACUCCUGCGCCCUGCCUCCCUUGUCGGCCUCCUCCUCGCCGGCGGCCUCCUUCCCCUCCGUCAGGGCUCGCCCGGCCUCCAUGCCGGCCACGCUGCCCCGCAAGGCCGACCCCUCCCUCGGCCCGGCCGGGCCCUCCGCGACGGCCGCGGCCGGGGCGGCGGCGGCGGCCGCGUCUUCGCGUCACGGCCUGCCCAGGGCUCGGAGCGUCAGCCGAGACGCCCCCCCCUCCUCCUCCUCCGCCACCUCCUCCUUGCUGGUCCAGCAGCAGCAGCAGCAGCACCGGCGGCAGCAGCAGCAGCAGCAGCAGCACGGGUCGGAUCGGCGCUCCUGGAGCGGCGCGGCAACGGCGGUCCGUCCCGGAAUCCUCCUCGUCGACCGCCGCCGCCCCCUCCCGCGGCCGCCCCUCCUCCUCCUCGUCCUCCACCUCCGUGGCGCCGCCGCCGCCCGGCGACCCGCGCCGGCGCCCGGCCGGCGGCGGCGGCGCGGCGGCGGCGCUGAGGAGGACGACGACUCUCCCUCGAUCGUCGGACGCGGCGUCGGCGUCGCCCGCCCGGCUGCCGGCGUCGUUGGAUGUCGCGGGGUCGCUGCAGAGGCAGAGGAGGGCGGCUUCGGCGCAGCGGUCUUCUUCGGCGAGCCGCUCGUCGCUCUCGUCGUCGUCCGGCCGGCUGCCGGGGCCCGAGAGGCGCGGGACGGCGGCCGGGGCGGUCGCCGCCGCCGCCUCCUCGCCCCGCCGGCGAGCGAGGGCCGCCGCCAGGACGGACUCCGGCACCGAUUCCGCGAACGUCGGCAAGCCGGACAGGGGCGGCCACGCCGCCUCCGCCGCCGCCAAACCCGCGGGCGUCGGCGUCGUCGCGGCCGCUCCUGCCAAAUCCGAGCGAUCCGCGGCUUCUGCCAAAUCGGACGGCGUCACCGCCGCCGCUAAAUCGGAGAAGUCGGCUCCUUCCGCCGCCGCCGACGCUGCCGCCAAAUCGGAUGCCGCGGCGGCAAAGCGGAAGCCCGAGGGGCGACUGUCCCUGUUCCGGGCGGCGCUGAUGCGGAGGGACGUGACCCAGCGGCCC
Messenger RNA from Lethenteron reissneri (Far Eastern brook lamprey), 1727 nucleotides. RefSeq names its product ubiquitin carboxyl-terminal hydrolase 43-like. The record is from RefSeq and is a predicted model, not a curated record. NCBI's taxonomy places the organism in Eukaryota, Metazoa, Chordata, Hyperoartia, Petromyzontiformes, Petromyzontidae. Gene Ontology annotation, biological process: protein deubiquitination. Gene Ontology annotation, molecular function: cysteine-type deubiquitinase activity.